AGGAUGGCGAUAAAAUAUUAUGCAUGGUUUCAUAGCUCACCUACCGCUGCCUCCACUCACUUUCAUUCACAGCUACUCAAGAUGGCGGCAGCUUCCUCCAUCCAGCCGCCGAGCGUUCACUCUUUAAACCAUGAAAACGCACCUUUCCUGGAUUCUGACAGCCUGGAGAUCCGUCAGGAUGAGGACGCAGGUUCCGAGGGGACCAGUCUCCGAGAUUUACCCGAUUUGGAACCGGAGGAAAUUGAGAAGAGGCUGGAGAAAACUCGCCACGAGCUGAGCAACAGGAGGAAAAUCCUCAUUAAAAACCUGCCACAAGAUACAACCAACCAGGAGGUCCACGAGAUUCUGAGAGAAUACGAGCUCAAGUACUGCUUUGUGGACCGCAACAAAGGGACAGCGUUUGUGACCCUGCUGAACGGUGACCAGGCUCAGGGUGCCAUCCGCUCCCUCCACCAGAGCAACAUGCGUGGCCGAGACAUCACGGUGCAGCUCCAGCCCACCGACUCCCUGCUGUGCCUCACCAACCUGCCCCACACCUUCACCGCCCAGCAGCUGGAGGAGCUGGUCCGUUCCUACGGCAACAUCGAGCGCUGCUUCCUGGUCUACAGCGAGCUCACCGGACACUCCAAGGGCUACGGCUUCGUGGAGUACAUGAAGAAGGACUCGGCGUCGCGGGCGCGGUCGGAGCUGCUGGGGCGACCGCAGGGGGACCGCGCGCUCAUGGUCCAGUGGACAGACGUGAACCAGCUGACCGCGGGUCACCACCUCCACUCUAAGUGCCUCUGUGUGGACCGGCUGCCCCAGGAGUACGAGUCGGAGGAGCUGAACCUGCUGUUCUCGGACCGCUACAAGCCUGUCUUCUGCCAGCUGGCCCAGGAUGAGGGCAGCCCGGUGCGUGGCUUCGGGGUGGUGGAGUAUGAGAGUGCAGAGCAGGCGGAGGCCAUACUGAUAGAGAUGGACAAAACACUGGUGGGAGGACAGGAGAUCCGUCUGUCUCUCUGCACCCCCGGAACCUCAGGCAGGAGCACAUUGGCCGCGCUCAUAGCUGCUCAGGGCGUGAUGUUGAGUAGUAAGAAGGGCUUACUGCCGGAGCCCAACCUGGCCCAGCUACUGAACAGCAUGGCCAACCCAGCAGCCCUACAGGUCCUCAUGAGGCCCUACCACACUGGGAAACGAGGAGGGAAGUUUGGGCGGCACCCCAGCCUUUCUCCGUUCCUCAGACCCCCCCUCACAGCAGCCCUGCUACAACUGGGGAAGGUACAGCAGAGCGCCAUGUUGGGGAACGGGCUGGUGUUGCAGAACCUCCUGCACAUGCAGCUGGCCCAGCAGCAGCUCUUACACAUCAAAGACAAGCACAUCAGCAAUGUAUCCAGUCUGCUGGGUGACCCUUCUCGUCUACUCCUACAGAAAGCCCUGGGUCUCAGGCCUCCAGCCCACAUGGCCCUGGGCAAAGGUCUGCUGGGUGACUCCCCCAUCGUGUUGGGUCAGGAGUCCCUGCCAGCGUCCAGUCAGGCCACGGUGUCGGCAGCGGGCAUGAUGCCCUACCUGCAGGCGCGGGCACACCUGGGUAUAGCCGGGGGAGGGGAGCUGAACGGGGUCUCCACCGCCUCUGACAGGCAGCCAGCGCCUCCUGGGACCACGAUGCACCCUCAGCCCCAGGGACAGGGCUACUCACUGGGAAUGAGCAGCCCGGGGCUGGGCCCACCUCCACCCAAAGCCCCAGGGGGCCACCAGCUCGGCCUAUACAGCCACAGUAGCACCGACAGCAGCGCAGCUAGUGGAGCUCCCAGCUGUCAUAUCUCUCUUCUGGGUGAACCUCCUAAAGAGAUGAAGCUACCCUCCAACCCCUACCUGAAUCUAGCUAGUGUGUUACCUGGCAUGGUAAUGCAAGCCCCGGCGGCCGGUAAAGCGCAGGCAGGACAGCCUCUGGCUGGGAUGUACAGCAGUGCUAUGCCCCCUGUCUCCCAACCCUCCACCUCUCACGCCCCAGCACCCUACAGCACAGAUACCUCUGCAGACUACAGCCAUUACAGCCAGGCAUACUCACAGGAGGCCAUUCAGCAGUGGUACCAGCACUACCAAGCACAAGCCCAGAGCUACAGCACCGCCCCCCAGGAGAGUCAAGCUGUGGACUACGCCAAGGAGCACACACAGCAGCAGGCAGCAGCGGCAGCGCCGUCCUACGGGGAUUACAGCUCCUACAUGCAGGCUGUCAGUCAGUACUAUUCUCAGCCUCCCAUGACCCAGCCACCUCCCCAGGCUUACCAGAACAGAGACCCUACCAAGGAGGCUGACGUGUGUAAGCCGCUGGGUGUGUCUCUACAUGCGGUCAGUAACAGUGGUGCCCAGUCGGUGCUGCCAGCCUACAGCUCCAUCCCUAUGAUGCCGGGCUUCAUGACCGUGCCACCUCCCUCCACACACACACUCCCACCCAGCCCUGUCACACACACUCAGAGUGCCCACGCCCAAGCGGCCAGCGAAUGGAACCAGUAUUACUAUAAUCAGGCUCGGGGACAGAAGCGGGAGUACCCUCACUUGGCGGUGCAGAAUAUGGCAUCAGAGGGCGUGUAUGUGGGGCAGCACUCCCAGGGGCUGGGGGGCCAGUACGCUGACUACUUCAAGAAGAAGCGGAUCUAGAGAUGACCUAUGACCCCUGGCCUCCCUCUCUCUGACCUCCUGCACCCUAACUCCUAACCCCUACAGUACAUACACAGUCUUGGGUUUAGUGUUGUACGACGUUGGUAAACACACACCGUUAUGUCGCUUUUGUCCUUUUUCAAGCCUUAAUUCUGAACUAUUACUCUCUUCUCAGUUGAUGUGUAAAUGUUUAUUGACUAAUAAUCUGUAAAUUGUUUGUAAUGUAUAUAUGAGCUGCUUUUGUAUUUUAUGGCCAAUCAGUCAGUCUGCCUUGUUGAAGGCCAGUCACUGUGUAGUCGGGUUUCUCUCUCUCUGUGUUUCUAUCUCUCUGUGUACUCUUUCUUCAAAAUGGGGGAAACUGUAGUGUUGCACACAGAGUUGCUUUGAUGCCUUCCUGUAACUGACGUGUUUUUCUCUUCCUCGGUGUCUUUCUCUUUUUCUGACUGCCUCAGUGUCUCUUUUUAUCUCUCUUCGCGGAGACCUUGACAUGGCGCGUGUGUGUGUGUGUGUGUGUGUGUGUGCGCGCGCGUGCUUAUUUGUUGUGCCGUGCUGUAAGCGUAGGAGUGAUCAGCCAUUCCCAGGGUACAAGGCGGCGGGGCUACCGUGGAAACUCAGAGACACAGGAAGGGGGACAUCCAAUCACUGCUCUUAACCUUUAACAAUGGACACUAACCCUAACGUAGCAGGUGUAGAAGAAACGGCUGAAACUAGAUCCUCUACAUACUGGACUUGACGAAAGGAAGGGAAAAAACUGUCGGGGGGGGAGGUUCUCUUCUGCGCUGUUCAACCAAUCCAGUAAAUGUGGAGGAGGAGUUACGAUGGAGUGUUUCUCAGGUGUCUCCUUGUUAACAUGCAAAAGUGGAGCUCCCAGCUCUCUUUCCAUUUCCCCUGAAAACCGGAACAUCCGUUUGUUGGGGACUCGGCAGAUGCUAAUGGACACUUACAAAGGCUGGGCUGGUCUACUAGCAAAUUAAUGGGACACUUAAACUUGGUAUCUUAUAGCCAUUAGAAUAGUCACCGAGUGGACACUUCUUUGUGCCCAUAUAGCUAUGUAUUAUAACUUGCUUGUGGAUGGACACUUCCUAGGCCUUCUUAUGGCCCUGUGUUUGUGAUAGCUACAGGUUUGAAACCUUCCUGUUUAUAAUGGCUGUUGUUUUCUGUAGGGGCCAUGGAACAGUGGCUCAGUCGCUAAACGCAAUAAGGUACGCAGGAGGAGGUCUCCCAGGUUUUCCCAGGUUCUUCUCUUCUUUUCCCGCUGUUUAAAAAAAAAAAAUGCGGUGAACUUUUCAGGACGGGAAGGGCUCUGGAGACACAAAUAAACCAACCGACACUUUAAUACCGCUUAAUAAGCUGCCAUUAGAAAUGAAACCGAAAACAGAAAGACUCAGGAGAGUAGCCAUGUUGAAUUAUCUCAGAGAUGUUGUGGACUCCAGGGUUGGAGUCAAUUCAGGAAUUAAAAAAUCCAGAAGUUUGUAAUAAUAAGUCAGCAAUUUUCAUCAAGCAAUGAAUCUAAUUUCAAUUCAUCCCCUUAAGAUUCAUGUGGUACAGUGCAAGGGAAACCCAACCCUGGUGAUCUGACAGAGGGGGUGCUAGGGGUAUGAAGGCCCCAGGAAAGGGCAUGGAUGAGGGCUAAGUGUUGGCACAGGUAUUCAGCCUGAGACCCAGGCAAUAACAACAACUACUGCACCAACAAAUGUGUUUUAGUGCUGUCAUAUAUCCUCAUGCUCUCAAUGGGCGAAGCAUCUCAAAAUGAUAUUAGUGUGUGACUGUACAUUAUUUAAACCCUUUCAAUGCCGUUACACUGGCUUAAAGCCACACUUCUAUUUUUACUGUGUGUGUGCACGUGCGUGUCUGUGUGAACUGCCCAGUAGGACUUGGUUUUUCCAGCCAGCUGAUUGCUCUCUCCCACCAAGCAAUGCUUAGAAGUGUGUGUGUGUGUAGCUUCUUUAUUUCUGUGUGUGUGUGUGUGUGUGUGUGUGUGUGUGUGUGUGUGUGUGUGAGAGAGAGAGAGACCAUAGGAGUCUGUCUCUGUCAGUGGCUGUAAAAGGCAGACCCAGGCAGUAAAUACUGUCUGCCACGUAUUCAGGCACAUUAGGCCAGUCUGUUGUUUUGAUAGUGUUUUGGUGAUUGUAUUAGCUAUUCUCGGCAGUCUCCCCCCCACUGCAAUUACCGCGUGUGCCACGGCGCUAUGCAGAGCUCUGUGUGUGAGAGUGAUUUUGACCUGCACAUUUUCUCCCUUUGCCUAUAGCAGGUCCAUAGGUUUUUAUAGUUAUUCAGUCUAGUCUGUGCUUUUUGUGUGUCUGAAUGAGUGUGUGUGCAUUAAUAACCUGCUUUUGGCAGGUAUGAGGGGAACAGACAACAGCGAGGGAGAGAAAGAGAGGAGAGAGGGACAGAGAAGGAAAAACAGGUCCUGCUGCUAGCUCAGCCUGCGUUUAUUGGCACCGUCGUUCCAUUUUAAUUCCUCUCUUUCUCUCUGGUCGGUCUCUGGCUGAUGGGUGUUGGCUGUCUGUGUGUGUGUGUGUGUGUCCGUCCAGAAUUGAGCCGAGGGCUCCUACAGUAGGCUUCAGGACAGGUCCGUUACCGUUUAAUAAUAGGGCUGAUAAUCACAGCACAGUUACCUCUGCAGGACAUCUCUCUGUCUGUCUCCUUUAGGAAGUAUUCCCUAUAGUCUUGCAUAUACACUGUAUGAUGUGCCAGUUCAAAAGAAAUCCCGGAUUUGAGGGGGUAAAUUAAUAAAUCAGCAGUGUAACUGGCCUCAAGGGCCAGAACUGAGCGUCUUGAGCGCUUUUAGCUUUGCUGGGACUAGAGACCUGACCAGAGCUUGCAGUUAUGGAGUUUCCCAUAUAUAUAUUUAUCUGUUGUGCCUAUCUCUGCAUGUUGCCAACCAGGCGUAUCGUUAUAUUGAUUGUAAACCAGAUUCUUUACCCCUGAACUACUCAGUCAGUGUUGUAGGAGAAACAGUGUAGUUGACCUGUGUGUAGGCACGGUGCAUAGCGGUGACACAAGUGUUGGUACUACACUGGGUGAGCCUGCUGCACCUAGGGUACUGAACCAUAUGAACUGUGUGUGUGACCACAAAGCUUUGCAAUACUGAAGUCUUUUAAGACUGAACAGAACAUUUAAAAAGCUGUAGACAUAGAUUGAGUGUGCUUUUCUCUUUGUACGGUUUUCUUUGAAAGUAUGUGGAUUUUUUUCUGACCUAAAAUCUCUACUGUAGAUUUUGCAAUAUUUUAUAUCACAACUACAUUGAUAUUGCUUUACUGUGAAUAACUUAUUUCUAGAAGCAAUUGAAUUUUAGCAUGCAUAUUUACUGCUUUAAUCUAGAAGAAACUCCAGUUAAUAUUGCAUCAGACUUUAGGAAUUUGACACACCAAACAUAUUUUGGGGGGGGGUGAUUUUAUUCAUUUAUAUUGUGCAUUUAUUUAUUGUCUUAUUCCUCUGAAAAAUAGAUUUUGUUUUCUCUCCUUUUAUGAGCAAAAAUAAUUGUCUUUUACAUUCCGGAAUAAACAUGGACUGAAAAAAAUUCAAAA
Salvelinus fontinalis (brook trout) is the source of this 6167-nucleotide messenger RNA. RefSeq names its product ribonucleoprotein PTB-binding 2-like. The record is from RefSeq and is a predicted model, not a curated record. Lineage: Eukaryota; Metazoa; Chordata; Actinopteri; Salmoniformes; Salmonidae. The transcript is spliced from 15 exons. Gene Ontology annotation, cellular component: cytosol. Bases 4 to 2637 code for a protein of 877 amino acids. Gene Ontology annotation, molecular function: mRNA binding.